UUGUUUUGUUGGAAGCUUAAAGUAAUUGUGUUGGUGGACAUAGCCAAUAACUCUGUUCCAGACGACCCCAUCUCUCUCCCCAAAACGGGGAGGCUCCCCUCCCCAAGAUCAGACCUUCGAUCCGUUGCUCCUCCACGGCGCCAGCCGCCAGCGCCUCCGUUCCUCAACGCCUGUUUGUCCUUGCAUGGCCGGAGCCAGACGUCGCACCUUGCCUCCACCCUCGCAUUCCGAUCACCCGCUUCCAGCUCCUCUCCGUCUCGCUGCUCCUCCUCCGCUCGCAGAGCUGAGCUGAUCGAUGGACCACGAGCAGCGGCGCCAGCGGCAGCAGCACAGUCCCAGAGGCAAUGCUCCUGGGAGCGGGAGGUGCGGCUCCUCGUCGAGGAAGCACAAGGGCGGGGGCAAGAAACCCAUCAAAGUGGUGUACAUCUCCAACCCCGUGCGCGUCAAGACUAGCGCCGCUGGUUUCCGCGCCCUCGUCCAAGAGCUCACCGGCCGCGACGCUGACCCCUCCAAGUACAGCCCCGAGGACCUCGCCGGCGCCGCCGUGGCGGCGGGCGACCCUGACUGCGGCGCCGCCCAGGGGCUCAGCCCCGGGGACACGACGGCUGCGUCGUCCGAUACCAUCGUCGCCAUCCCCAGCCCUGCCGCGGUGGACCACCUGCACGAGCACGACGCCUCGCCCGCGGCCGCGCCGGCCGACGGCGGGGACUACUACUACGACGACGAGGAGGACGAGGGUGGAUUCGGGUCGCAGCUGCUGGAGAAAUACUACACGGUAUUCUCGCCGCCGACGCUGCUCUACGACUACGACCACCACCCGCACAACAAGUUCCCAUAUGGUUAAGGGCACAUCCCGCACAUGUGUGGGGGAGGAGGGGAUUGGAGUUUUGCUCCUACACAAUACUGGCAACGAAACAUCAGGUGAUGGACUGUAGCAUGCAGCUGCCUGUGAAUACGUGAUAGUUCUGUAUCGGUCCUGCAAUUGGAUGUGUUAUUUGUCCCGUGGUCGUAGCGGGGAUAGUAGGCAUGCAUGAUAGCAUGUACGUAAUGAACACGAUUUGUUUAUGCUGGUGCCAGAUUAAGUCAAUCAAGAAGAGAAACACGGGCCCAUGCUCUGGAAUGUGUUUGUAGGCCUGGAGCCCGAUUGCGUAUCUCAUGGGCCUAAACUGUUACCUCUGGGCUCUCACCCAGUUUUUUUUUUUCUCUAGGGAAAAAAGAUCUCCCCAACUUCCGUGAUC
This is a messenger RNA of Zea mays, 1238 nucleotides long. RefSeq lists its product as uncharacterized. The transcript is spliced from 2 exons. Bases 296 to 844 code for a protein of 182 amino acids. Lineage: Eukaryota; Viridiplantae; Streptophyta; Magnoliopsida; Poales; Poaceae. The record is from RefSeq and is a predicted model, not a curated record.